AUGGUGAUGCCUGAAGUUAGUGUUCAAGGGAAAUUGAAACCCGGUCAACCAACACAACUGUGGACCUUCAAUAAUGCAUUACUAUUACUCAAAUCCAAUGAUCGGAAUUCUUUACAAUCAUUGGAUGAGUUCUUUUUAUUACAUAGGUCGUUAAUGUUCAAUUCCAAUCCAUUCCAUCAAAAAAAUGAUAAAAUAAAGAUUACCAAAGACACUAAAGAGUUUACAUUACACGGAGUGUUAUAUAAUGGAAUUACUCCUACGAAUUAUGAAGAUUCCAAGCUAAUAAGUGAAAAGUUGAAUCUUGAUCAAUUGGAAUGUUUAAGAAUAAUUUGUCAAACAUGUAAAAGAAACCCUGUAAGAAAACAUAGUGAUUUCGAAAACCAUAACACUAAAUUACCUGACGAUCGUGCUGUGGUGAUGGAACAAGAACGAUUAGUUUUAUAUGCAUCCAAGAUCCUUCAUGAACGUAGAUUGAUCUUAGAAUGUGUUUUGGAAUUAAUGAAUAAAAAAUUAGAUUCAACUUCUUCAUCGAUCCAAAACUUGGGUAAAGAGUUAUUUUUGUCAGACAAGUACAUCAACAGUAUCAUCGAAACUUUAAAACAUUGCAUUACCAACUUGAAUUCUGAACACUCCGAUUUCCAAUCUUUAAUGGAAAGAGAAAACUUAUUGUUCAUAUCUACAUGUUUGAGAGUUUUAGUAGAAGCAACCUUCCAGAAUACGAAUAUCUCCCAUACCACCAUUUUGAAUUGGUUCCAAUUCAUGCAUUCUAACAAUUUCACCAAUAAAUUAAGUCCUGUGAUCUCAGAAAGAGAAUCUUUGGCACUAAUCGAUGCAUUAUGCAAUAUAAUUUCGAUUGCUUUGUUGGAUGUUGAAAAUAUUGACUGUAAGAUUAUGAAUAAUGGUAGUCUUUUUAAAGAUAUAAAUUCAAUCAUCACUAAUCCUUCAAACUUGAAUGCUAUCACAAUGUAUGGAUGGUUAAUUAUAAUUUUGAGGAAAAGUUAUAUAAUAUCCGAAACUGAUGAUGAAACUUUCACUAAAUAUGUUUCCUUGAAAGAUUUAGAGUAUUCCAUAACUUUCUUAAGUGUUAAAUGUAAAGAAUUGAAUGUUUUCCAUGAAAUCGAUGUGGUCAAUAAUACCUUGAAAUUUGAUAAUUUGUAUCCUGCUAUAUUAUCAAGCAUAAUUAUUGCUUCAAUGCCUUUAACUACAUUAACAGAUGAAAUAGCAUCAACGAUUUAUAAUGUAAUGAAGAAUUGUCCUAAUGUUAUCAUUGAAAAAUUCUUCAAUAAUCAAGCUACCAUCAAUGCUAUCAUAGUUGCUAGAGCUAAAUUUCCCCAUUUAAUCAUUCCAUUUUUGAAAUUAGCUUCCAUCAAUGGAGAAUUUGCCUUCAACGAAUUCAAAGAAUUGAAAUCCUACAUGUAUGAAUUGCCAGAAUUCGAGUUCAAUCAACUGUCAAUAAUUGAUGAUACCAAUACAGAAUUAGUUAAAACCACCAAAUUGAUCGAUAUUUAUCCUCCUUUCGAAAUCAAUAAGAAAUUAUCAUUAUUAAUGAAUUAUGAUACCAAAGCAAAGAUCUUACCUAGUGUGAGGGAAAACUUCAUCUUGGCUACAUUCUUAUACAGAUAUAAUGGGUUUGCAUUCUUUGGAAGGGUUUUACAGAAUUUAUCCAAUACAUUUGAUGCCAAUGAUAAUGAGAAAACCACUUUAAUCGUCAGUAUUUGUGAAUUAUUGACAUCGAUCUUAAGAGAUAGUGAUGGUCAAAUCCUAGACUCAUUAUCAGCAUAUACCGAUAAUUCUGAUAUUGUAGAAGUCAUUCUUAGAUUAUUGGAUCAAGGAUUACAUUCUAGAAGUAUUAAAGUAUCCAAGACCAUCAUUGAUUUAUUAUACUAUUUAAGUCCACAUAUUUCCGAUAGAAUUUGGAAUUAUUUAUCUGAUUCCAUUUUAUUGAGUGAUGGUGGUAAAGAAGGUUUCGUAUCAAUAUUAUUUAGUGCCAUUGAAGUAGUACAAGGAGAUUAUAGUUUUACUAUCUCCUUCAUUAAAUUAACCGAAAUCUUAGCUCAUGAUUGUCUCAAUUUAAAACCCACCACCAAGAUUCAAACCAAAUCCAAAGUUUUAAGUCAAUGUAUUAAUCAUUUAAUCUUAGUCUUUGAAACUUUUGUUCAUUGUAAAUUCAAUGAUUCUUGUCAAAAGAUGGAAUUAGGUGUUUUGAUACUUGAUACUUUUUCCAAUAUGUUAACUAUGGUUUAUGGAUUACAGAAAAACGACAAGUCAGGCGGUGGUAAAGUGAGUGAAGUUUUCAUUGAAUCAGCUAAAAAUAUCAUUGAUUCCUUCUUAAUCAGUAAAUCUGAUUUUUCAAGAACUUGUUAUCCCUUAACAGUAUUGAUAGAUUCAUUAGAAUUUGAUAUCAAUCUUUAUGAAUUGAAAGAUUCCACAACAUAUUUAUAUUCUUCAUGGAUAAAAGGUGCAUUGGAAUUCACUGAAUUAAUAGUUUCCAUCAGAACUUCCAUCAAUUAUCCACCAUCAACUUUUGAAACCAGUAUUUUCAGUAAAUUACCAAUCUUGGUUAAAACAUAUGCCAAUCAUGCUGAACUCAGAAAAAACAUCUUGGAUCUUAUGACAGUUCUUACUUCUAGUUCCUGGCCAAAAGAUACCAGACCAUCAUUAUUAUCUCAUUUAGGUACUAAUGGCACUCAAAUCUUAUUACAAUCAUUAAUUACUGAUUUAGAUAAUGAUUUUGAUGACUAUAACAUUAAAGUUUCAAUUUAUGAUUUUGUUUCAGCAGUAAUGACAGGUGAUCAAGAAGGUUUGAGUGUUCUGUUAUUGGGUGUCAGAGAUAUAGUUGAUAAUUUAACCAAAGAAGGAUCAUCCAAACAUGAUCAAUCAUUGAUUAAAGUAUUGAAGAAAAAUAUCAAGAACAUCAAAUAUUUACCUGAUUCUGUGGCUCUUCAUUUGGUUGAUGCUAUGGGCCUUGUUAUCAAUUCAUGGAGUUCCUUACAUACUUUAACUGAGGAUGAUGAAUUCAUUGAUGAAUUAAUCAAUAGAAUUAAAAUCCCAGUAAAUGAACAACCAAAACUUGUGGAUGAAUAUAUUGAAAAUUGUUAUAAUUUGAAGUUAGUCUCGAAGAUAGCUGAAGUUUUAGCCCUUUAUUUGUUUUCAAGUAAGAACAAUAAAUAUAUUGAAAAGAUUGGGAAAUUCUUGACAGAGUUUAAGAAGCAUAUGGAAGGAUUUUUCACCAUAAAAUCAUAUCAUAGUAAACUUCAUGAUGAUAUCGAAGAACAGUUCUCCAGUCAUUUCAAACCUUUUGAAGUUUCGGAUUUCAAAUGUUCUUUAGUUAAGAGGAACCGUUAUGGUGUUUCUACUAUAUAUAAUUUAACUGUGAUGGAAGGGAUGUUCAAGUUCAGUCCUCAUUGGCAACAAUUGAAGGAGAAGAUCAUAGCUUCAUCAAUUGAAUUACAAUAUUUAAGUGCUCAAGUUGAUGUAGCUAAAUCUUUAAGUGCUUUGAUAACAGCUUCAGUAAGAAAAGAUUCUAAAGUUUUAAAUGUAGACUUCAUUGAUUUUGCUAAUCAUUUGUUAAGAACCAAUAUCAUUGAAGGAUUACCUGCUGAAUUCUUCCAAGAAAUUUAUAAUACAAGAAUCCAAUUGGCCUUUUUCAUCAUUUAUAAUAUGUAUAACUUAUCAACUUUACGUAAGGAUACCAAAAAAUCCUUUGAAUUAUUGAAAACCUGUUCUGAAUUGUUAAAAUCUGAUUCAAUGGACUUCAUAAAUAACUUAACUCAUAGUACUGGUUAUUAUAUGUCAUUGUUGAGAAUCAUUUAUUGUACUUUGGUAGCUGUUAAAGAUGACAAAAUCUUAUUGGUGGAAUAUUUCAGUAUCUUCAGAGGUUUAUUUGAAUUGAUUGUCAGUAAAGGAACUAAGGUAUUGAUAAUUGAAAUCCAAAAUGAGGUUUAUCUUUCUAAAACCACCAGAGUUGAAUCCAGUAAAAUGAGUGAAAAGAUUGAUGAUAUUCAUUUGAUCUUAUCAAUUUUAAAAAUAUUCACCGAAUUCAAAAUCACUAUCAACAAUCAAUACGAACUUUGUGAAAAGAUUGAAGAGACUGAACUCAUCAGAUCAUUAUUAAAUCUUUUUUCCUUUGCUCAUUUGAUUGAAAUAGAUGGAGAAUUCAUCUUUGCCCAAUUAAGUUUAAUGUUCAUCCAAGAAUUAAUGAAAUUCGAAAUAAUUGCUAGAAAAUUGAUAGAUAAUGGUUUAUUCAUGGUAUUGACUGGAAGUAACAUAUCUUCCACCAUAAAAAAUGGAGAUAUUAAUAUCACUACAUCUCCUCGUUAUCAUAAGAUUUGGACUAAUGGAAUCUUACCAAUAUUUGUAUUUACAUUAUCAAAUUUGGGCCCAAGUAUUUUACCAGAUAUUUGUCUUGCUUUAGGAAAUUUCAUGAAACAAAUUGAAUAUUGUAUUGAUAGUUGGUCAAAAGAUUCUUCAACUAUUAGAAUAUCAACUGCAACUAUCAACGAAACCAAUCAAAUCUUAAUCUUAUUACAAUUACUUAAAUCUUUUGAUGUUACUGGUUUUUUCGGGAUCAAAAUUGAUGGCGAAGAACUUAAUAAUAUAGUGGAUAUUCCUAUCUUACCGGGACUUGAAUCAGAAGUAAAAAGAGAAGAUUUCAUGGACCAUAUUAAUAAUUUACUUAAGCAUCCAAAAUUCUUAACUUCAAGAAUCUUACCUAGUUCAAAUGAUGAACAAAGAAUAAUUGAUGCUGGAGGUGCCCCAUUUGAUUCUUUUGUAAAUAGUGUGAUUGAAGAGAUCUCAUCAUUAAAGGAAUUUGUAUAA
Messenger RNA from Yamadazyma jaroonii, 4818 nucleotides. Lineage: Eukaryota; Fungi; Ascomycota; Pichiomycetes; Serinales; Debaryomycetaceae. The record is from the annotation of a GenBank genome assembly.